AGUUUGGACACAAGCCACAGACCACACAGGGGGCUGUAAAAAGUAUAUAUAAUCGAGAUCUUCGCCUGUUGACAGGUAGUUUAUUUAGACCCACCAUGUCUGUCACUGUUUCGCGUAUGCUCCAAAGAUGGUGGAAAAAUUCACUUUACCAAUUCCAGAAGUGAUGGCUGUUCGCUGGUACAGAAAUGCGAUGAUAAGGAUAGAAUCGUUACGGAAGUGGUCAACGAUGUGAAAGAAUUGUGCAGAAACUGUUUGAAAAAACUGUAUGUAUCUGAAGAUCCGCGGCUCAGCAAUAUCCAAACCUACUAUAUGGCGGCGGCAAGUCAGGAAGGCCUUUUGCAUUUGAAAAGCAAAUGCGGAAACCUGAAGUCGGAGAAGGCAUUAAAGCUGUCACGCGAAGAGGCAGUGAGGAGAGAAAAAAGAGAUAUGUACGAGUUGUAUCAAACACGAGGCGGUGGAACAGCUUAAUGCUAGAGACAGGGCUGUAAUCGAUGAUCAGGGAAUAGCAACAAAUAUACCUCUGGUAGCUACUGAUCUAGGGUCCGAGACGCAGAUUUCAGAAAGAUAUGAAGAGGUGUGCGCAGAUAAUAAGGCUACACUGUUGGACUAUCUGGAUGAGGGGUUCUCUGAGUAUAACUCGGAAGUUGAAUUGAAAGCUGACGUAGAGGAAGUUUCCGCUGAGAAUGAUAGUUUUGAAGAAGAUAGAACCUGCGGUAUGCCUGAGAUGGCUGAACCUGCAGCCGAUGAUGUGGACUCGAGGUGUAUCAUUUUUUAUGAGGGCAAAUCUAAAACAACUUUCAUUCUGCACUUGUCUAGCACUUGUGGAAAUGGAAAUGAAAUGGUGGCAUUUUCCCCUACAGCUGAAUCAUCUGAGAAGUACAGCAUGUGCAAAAAUUGCGUAAAGAUAAAUACUACCUAUUACAAGGGCAAAUCUAAAUCAAGUUACAUUCUGCACUUGUCUAGCUUGUGUGGUAAUGGGAGCGGUAUGAUCAAUUUCGUUCCUACAGUCAAUUUUGAGAAGUACUCCGUAUGACUAAAAUGUUCGAAGCGGAAGAUGUGAAAGUUACUGGCUCGAGCGGCUGAGCCUUGUUAGUGAGUAAGUGUCGAGAGUAUGAGAUUCAGAACAGGCGGGGCUUUGUGGCAAACUCUGACAAGGAGUACAUACGGCCUGACAGCCUGACAGGGAGUACAGUGGGUGGCAUGAGUGAUGAAAUAGACUUUUUAUUACCAAAUUACUCUAUAUUUACAAGUUUACUUUUAUGUAGCCUUACUUGGUGUUUUUUUGGGGGGGUUUUGUUUAAAAUAAAAC
Molecule: messenger RNA, 1309 nt
Organism: Sphaeroforma arctica JP610
Lineage: Eukaryota; Ichthyosporea; Ichthyophonida
Exons: 1
Coding region: 716-1033 (105 amino acids)
Source: RefSeq, a predicted model, not a curated record